Porites evermanni is the source of this 3339-nucleotide messenger RNA. The record is from the annotation of a GenBank genome assembly. Lineage: Eukaryota; Metazoa; Cnidaria; Anthozoa; Scleractinia; Poritidae.
AUGGCCCUGCAGCCUUACCGAGACGAGGAUUUAAAUUUUUUCAAAUUCGCGUCUCUUGUGUUGAAUGAAUUUCCAAACGCCCUGAGACAGACAUUUAAAACCAUGUGGGACAACACCUAUGGGCAUCGCCCUGGUUUCCAGCUCUGGGAUGAUUCCACUGCCGCGAGAAAGUUGUUUUCCUCUACAGAAGGUGGCAGAACCAGAGUUCCUAUUCAUCGAUCAUAUCUCGAAUGGGAUUGCACUGCUUUGUUUCAGGCCACUAUCUACUCGCGAGCGUUCGCCGUACAUCACAGAACGCUAAAUGACGUGUAUGUUAAGCCCCGUGGAUUAUCACAUGGCCAUUUUCACCCGUCCGUAAUGAGCACGACUAGAAACAAUGCGGAAACCUGUGCAUUAGCGAUUGAUCAGUUACGCCUUCUGAGGAAUUCCGUUUGCCACUCAACAAGUUCUGAGAUGACAAAAGUAACCUUUAGCCAAUACGUGAAACACGCCAAAGACGCGUUCCAAGCGCUGGGUGUCUCGACGGCUCCAAUUGAUGCUGUUGGUAGUUUAUUAGAGUCAGAAUUUCCCACAAGUAAAGUCCGCAGACUUGAGCAGGCUAUCAAUGAAGAGAAUAAAUCGUACAUAAAAUUUCUUGAGGGUGUGAAUUCAGACAUUGCAGAGUUGAAGAAGAAAGUGGAAAGUGAUAUUGCUAGCAAAGAAGACGUCGCCAUGUUGGCACGAAAAAUAGAUGAACUCAAAGCUAUGCAAGACUUCAGUGAUAACAAAGAGGACAUUAGUAUGUUGGUGAGGAAAGAAGGUGAGUUAAAAAGCUAGUGUAAAAAAAAAAUGCGCAACUCAAUUAACAAAGCUUAUCGAGCUAAUCUGCCCAGUUGAAAAUGUAACUGAAAUCCUAAGCAAAAUAUUUUAACCACCUCCAAAACUCUAAAUUUGAUUGUAUUGGACUUGGAAGAAAUCCACCUCUAAUCGGCUCUUGCCAAGGUUUGUCAGCAAUUUACCGAUUUCACUAGAUACAAAGCCGUGCAGCGAGGGUCUUAAUCGAGGUCGGAGAAAUAUAUAGCUCGUGAGUCAUUUGUUUGAGAUUCCCAGCGGUAGCUUUUGUCCGCUGCUGAAUAUUACUUUGCACAUCGAGUUACCGGCUAUAUCUGCGCUAUACAUGGUCAAUUUGAAUUCCCUAUAAUUUCGUCAUCAGUAAGGUUAAUUACUUCUUGUUAUGCCUCCCUGACGUUGUUGCUAUACCGGCGGUUCCAUAAAAGAUAAAAAAUCUCAAAACAGAAAUGAAGGGUAUGCAUCCCAAACUCUGUGCCAGAAAGCCCAGACACUCCAGGGGCCGGUUUACCUUCCUCCAAUUCCGCCAGGAUCAUUACAUCGCUACUUUUUCCAGUACACUUGUAUCGAAUAACUCAACUAAAAAAUUUGUUCUCAUUACCCAAAUAUCUGAUAUUCAGUUGCUUUUUUCUCCUUUAAGAUAUCCCAAUAUCACCACCGCAAUCAAAGUUAAAGGUUGGCAAUCGUUUUGUUGUAAACAGUUGUAAACUGGGAAUCGAGAAACGUAAGAAUUACGAUCUCCAAUCAGCUCUUCAAGCUCAUCAGCGUACCCUGGAAAUACGUAUUAAACUGUUUGGGGAAAAACACCAAAGUACGGCUGACUGUUACUACGAACUGGGGAUAACACAGGAUGAACUAGGUGACUUCGAAGCAGCUCUGCAGUCUUACCAGCGUGCGCUGGAAAUACGUAUUAAACUGUCUGGAGAAGAACACCAAAGUACGGCUGACUGUUACUACUCACUGGGGAUAACACAGUAUAAACUAGGUGAUUUCAAAGCAGCUCUUCAAUCUCACCAGCGUGCCCUGGACAUACGUAUUAAACUGUCUGGAGAAGAGCACCAAAGUACUGCUAACUGUUACUGCGAACUGGGGAAAACACAGCAUAAGAUGGGUGAUUUCAGAGCAACUCUGCAGUCAAAACAGCGUGCGCUGGAUAUACCUAUUAAGCUUUUUGGAGAAGAACACCAAAGUAUUGCUGACUCUUACUACUCACUGGGGAUAACACAGCAUGAACUAGGUGAUUUCAGAGCAACUCUGGAGUCAAAACAGCGUGCGCUGGACAUACGUAUUAAACUUUUUGGAGAAGAACACCAAAGUACUGCUGACUCUUACUAUUCACUGGGGAUAACACAGCAUAUACUAGGUGAUUUCAAAGCAGCUCUUCAAUCUCACCAGCGUGCGCUGGAUAUACGAAUUAAACUAUUUAAAGAAGAACACCAAAGUACUGCUGACUCCUACCACUCACUGGGGAUGACACAGCAUGAACUAGGUGAUUUCAAAGCAGCUCUGCAUUCAAAACAGCGUGCGCUGGAUAUACCUAUUAAACUUUUUGGAGAAGAACACCAAAGUACUGCUGACUCUUACCACUCACUGGGGAUGACACAACAUGAACUAGGUGAUUUCAAAGCAGCUCUUCAAUCUCACCAGCGUGAACUGGACAUACGUAUUAAACUGUUUGGAGAAAAACACCAAAGUACUGCUGACUGUUACUACUUACUGGGGAUAACACAGCGUAAGCUGGGUGAUUUCAAAGCAGCCCUUCACUCUCUCCAGCGUGCGCUGGACAUAGGUAUUAAAUUGUUUGGAGAAGAACACCAAAGUACUGCUGACCCUUACCACUCACUGGGGAUAACACAGCAUGAACUAGGUGAUUUCAAAGCAGCUCUGCAGUCAAAACAGCGUGCGCUGGAUAUACGUAUUAAACUGUUUGGAGAAGAACACCAAACUACGGCUUACUGUUACUACAAACUGGGGAAGACACAGCAUAAGAUGUGUGAUUUCAAAGCAGCUCUUCAAUCUCACCAGCGUGCGCUGGAUAUACGAAUUAAACUAUUUAAAGAAGAACACCAAAGUACUGCUGACUCUUACCACUCACUGGGGAUGACACAGCAUGAGCUAGGUGAUUUCAAAGCAGCUCUGCAUUCAAAACAGCGUGCGCUGGAUAUACGUAUUAAACUGUUUGGAGAAGAACACCAAAGUACUACUGACUCUUACCACUCACUGGGGAUGACACAACAUGAACUAGGUGAUUUCAAAGCAGCUCUUCAAUCUCACCAGCGUGCACUGCAUAUACUUAUUAACCUCUUUGGAGAAGAACACCAAAGUACUGCUUUCUCUUACCACUCACUGGGGAUCAUACAGCAUGAACUAGGUGUUCAGGGCGUGAACUAGGUGUGCAGCUCUUUAAUAUAAUCUUUCCAGCGUGCGCUGGACAUACGUACUAAACUGUUUGGAGAAAAACACCAAAAUACUGCUGAGCUGUUACUACUUACUGGGUAUAACACAGCGUAA